This is a messenger RNA of Trichoderma virens Gv29-8, 2820 nucleotides long. RefSeq lists its product as uncharacterized. Bases 1 to 2820 code for a protein of 939 amino acids. The transcript is spliced from 5 exons. NCBI's taxonomy places the organism in Eukaryota, Fungi, Ascomycota, Sordariomycetes, Hypocreales, Hypocreaceae. The record is from RefSeq and is a predicted model, not a curated record.
AUGUCGUACGAUGGCACUCCCGAUGUCGUGUUCAAUUCGCGAAGCGAUGAUUUGCCUGAGGCAUCUGAGUUCUUCCCAGACCUAGCCAUAGAACCGCGUUACUAUGACCUGCCGUUUGGCAAUCCAAGACUUGAGCGAGCCCCCACGAACGAAGCGGAUCUUCCCUUGUGGCCUGACGGUAAAUCCAUCAGCAAUGCCUACCACUCCUUCUAUCUCAUGGAUCCAACUAACGGCAUUGUAGGAACCUUGGGCCCUGAUGCAGGAACUCGACCUCGAAGCCGUAGAGCCCGCGUUGCGCAUUUGCCCCAGCCUGCGCAACCACCUGCGCAACCACCUGCAGCAGCAACAGUUGCGGAUGCGGCAUCAGCUUCAGAAUCUCCGUUUUUGUAUCAGGGUUGGGCUGAGCGAGAUAUUGCAGAGGAACUUCUGACUCCUGAGUCCUUCUAUUGGUGGAAGGCUCGUGAUGCCAUGGCAGAGAGAGGGCUGCUUCCUGGCAUACCCAAGAUUUAUCCUUCUGGCGCGCGAAACCAUCAAACUGCUUCGGCUUCUACCGCCAACAAACGGAGCCUCAGAUGGGAAGACCUCAGCUUGGGCGUGCGAUGGCUCAUCAUUCUGCGCCUCAGCGAGCAGCGUCCGUUUUCCGUCGUCAUCAUCUCGCAACUUGAUCUUUCUAAACACCAGGUUCAUGAAUUCGUCACCAGCUACAUCAACUUCUGUGAUCAGUGGAAUGCUUUCGAACACAGCGUCGCUGAUCGGGUCAAAGCCUUCGGCGGACAUGCCGAGCAGCAAGACAUGCUGCUCGCUAAUUGGAUUCAUGAGCAUCGCCCACUGAUGCCCCAUGACCGCAUCACUCAGGAAGAUGUUCACAUGGGCCUCCACUUCCUUCACGAACGAGGAAUUGUCAACCAUAACGUCGAUCUCCAAAAAUGGGUUGACGUGAAAGAGCCCAAGGACUUUGCUCGCAUUCAGAUUGACGUCCCCAUCCUGAGAGACUGCAUGGAUUACCGACUUCUUCGAAGAGUUGCCGUCGCCCGGUUGGUCCGUGCCGAUGAUGUUAAGGAAGUCAUCAGACAGAAUGGAAGAAACAACCGCCGCAACGCGUCCAAUGCUCGCAGAGGCAAUGCGAUGAAGAACGAUGCGUUUCUUGGAAUGCUCCAGCAGGCUAUAUCCCCCGAAGCUCAGGCUGUUUUGAACACUAUCUCGACAGACCUGCGCAGUGGUGGGCCCAUGCCCAUGCCGAUCCCACAAUACCAGAGGCAACAGAAGGCAGACGAGGCUCGCGGGGCUUUGAAGCGCUUGGUUCCAGAGCUGCAGCCUCAGACUGCUCCGGGAGGACUGGCCAAGACCCAGUGGGAAAUCGACAAUGGGUAUCCUCAUGGAUAUAGCUGGGAAUACAUCCCUCUUCACCUCGCUGAGGAUGCAGCCGAUAUGGAAUCAAGCCCUAUUCCUGAAGAGCUGAGAACACAAAAGUCUUCCCGUCUUACUGCUAUACGACAUGGUAUUCUCCAGAGACAAGAUGCUAGGGCCGCUGACCCAUGUGCUCAGACGCCGGAGACUUCCCCGGGCCAGCAGUCCCCUGAGCAAGCUCAAAGUACCGCGCCGCUUCACAAUAACGUGCCAAGGUCUCGGAUCGGAACUGCUCGAGAACGUUUCAUGACAAGCAAUAGCAAAGGGCAACUCGUGGUUGGCAUCGCGGCAGACAUCCCUUCAGUGACUGGACAAGUCCCCCAGAACCCUGGCUUCAUCAGACAGUUUGCUGAAUUAGGAUGCUGUAGUCAGCCUGAGGCGCCGAGAGCAGUGGAAGAAGAACCCGAACAAAGUCUUCCAGAAGAUCUGAAACCCGCAGAGGGCCUUGAGCCGGAUACCAAUGUAGUAGUGUUGGAAAGAAGCAAGCGAAAGCGUCGGCCUAGUGCCCGUGCUCGCGAAUCUUUGCAAUAUGCUCUGGAGAUGGAACGGUGUACUGAAACUAUUUCCGAGAAGCUCCAAGGGAACAAAGCGCGGCCGUCCAAGCCAAAAAGAAAAGCCGGCGAAACCAAAGGCUCCAAAGGCUCCCAAGGUUCCCAAGGCUCCAAAAGCCCCCAAGACUCCCAAGGCGGGUCCAAGCCAACGCAAGAAGCCGACGCCAAAGAAGCAGCAGCAGCAGGAACAGCAGCAGCAGCAAGAACAGCAGUAACUCUGCCUCGUGUCCAAACGCGAAGCAGCUUGGCUCGUUCAUAUGCUGCCGCAGAGGUAUAUGAACCAUCACUACCGGUCGUGAUUGAAGCUCCAAGACUAGAAGGAGAAGAUCAGUGUCAAUGUAUUGUGCCAGAACCAGGUCAAUCUGAGUCAGAGAUCUCGACUGCCUGUGAUAUCCAACAGAGACCGUGUAGAAGACGAAACUGUAGGAUUCGGAGAUCGGAAAACCAUUUUGGAAUGAUGAGAGGGGAACAUAUCAACGCGCGCCCACCACCUGUAUCUGCAGCCGAAUGCGCUUGGGCUGCCGAGGAUGCUGAAUUUGCUGUCGAAGCUGUCCAGGCUUGCUAUGCUCUAACCGCGGACCGGACGAAUACAGAAUUACCGGUCCCACGGCAACAUCAGAUAGAUCAAGACGUCGCUCAGGCAGCUAUUGUCUCGAGGGAGGCCGAAUAUACUCGAAUCGAACGCCUACACCGAUCAGAGAAUGGACCGAUUGCUAGGAUAGCCGAGUUUGCAGGUGUUACUGACACAGCAAUCUUUGCAAUCCAUGCCAUCGAAGCCUCCAUUGCCUUUCAAGAACUUUGGUCUGAUCUCGAGACUGACGAUGAAUCCGAAGAGCAGCAAUCGCAACUAGCUCUUGAAUAG